This is a messenger RNA of Marchantia polymorpha subsp. ruderalis, 3155 nucleotides long. Lineage: Eukaryota; Viridiplantae; Streptophyta; Marchantiopsida; Marchantiales; Marchantiaceae. The record is from the annotation of a GenBank genome assembly.
GUGGCCAUCAGAUCAAACAUCGACGAUAGAAGGCCGGGCCUGGCGCUCUUGCUCUUCCCCCCUGAACUCUCUCUCUGCAGCACAUCGAGCUUCCCUCUCUCUCUCUCUCUCUCUCUCUCUCAUGCAGCUCCAGAUCGCUGUCCACUUUUCUGAAUCUCCAUGGAAUCGUGCGCCGGGCGGCAGGCGAAGCAAAUCGCCAUUGCGAGGAACUCGCGCUAGGAAGCAAGCGAUGCUAUGCUGCUAGCUGGUGUCGAAGUGGAGCUCGGAUUUGUGCCGGCGGCAAUCGGGAGAUUUGUAGUCGUGUGAGCAAUUUGGGUGUGGAGGGGAGGGGGAGGGGGAAGAACAGAAGCAGAGCAGAGAAGAGCAGAAGGCACAGGAGUGGAGAUCGAGAGCUGGACGAGGACGACCCGGGGAAGGUGUGUGCGGAGUCAGUUGUCUGGAGUUGCGUAUGACGAUGUGAUAAGAGCUGGGUACGGGAGGGCAUGCAGGGAAAGGGUGGUGGCAGGGAUCAGAUAUCAGGUGAUAGAACGAUGCCGAGGCCUUGUAGUCCCAGGGCAAUCCGAUGGCGAAAAGGGGAAAUUAUCGGAGCCGGAGCUUAUGGACGAGUCUAUAUGGGCAUGAACCUCGAUUCCGGGGAGCUGCUGGCUGUGAAGCAGGUUCUGAUCACCGUGAAUAACGUCACGAAAGAGAAAGCUCAAGCUCACAUCAGGGAGUUGGAAGAGGAAGUGAGGCUGUUGCGCAACCUUUCACACCCAAACAUUGUGCGCUACUUAGGCACCGCUCGAGAAGAAAAAGCGCUGAAUAUUCUCCUUGAAUUUGUCCCCGGUGGAUCUAUAGCUUCACUGCUGGGGAAAUUUGGAUCUUUCACCGAACCAGUGAUUCGGAUGUACACUAGACAACUGCUUUUGGGGCUGGAGUACUUGCACAGUAACAACAUUUUGCAUCGAGAUAUCAAGGGUGCGAAUAUUCUCGUGGAUAAUAAAGGAUGCAUCAAACUUGCUGACUUCGGUGCUUCAAAGAAAGUGGUUGAGCUGGCAACAAUUUCUGAGGCGAAAUCGAUGAAAGGAACACCUUAUUGGAUGGCACCAGAAGUUAUUCGGCAAACGGGUCACAACUGGCAAGCAGACAUAUGGAGUGUAGGGUGUACGGUCAUCGAAAUGGCGACGGGCAAGCCUCCGUGGAGUCAACAGUUUCAAGAGGUUGCUGCUUUGUUCCACAUUGGAACAACAAAAUCUCACCCGCCAAUUCCAGAGCACCUGUCGGCUAAUGGCAAGAACUUUCUCUUGAAGUGUCUUCAAAGGGAACCGAGGCUUCGACCGAGCGCUGCUGAUCUUUUACAGCAUCCCUUCGUAACUGAGCAACUUCGUGAAGAAUCAUCUGGUACCAAAAUUUCGCAGCAGCGGUCUUCUGUAGCCAAUUCGGGGUUGCUAUCCAAGGACGGCAAUUCUCCACGAUCCAUCGGAAGAACUUACACUAGCAUUCGCGACGGAUCCUUCAAACCAGCAUCUUUAAAACCUGGGCAUUACAGCUCUCCUCUAAGCAAAGGGCUUUCAACUUUGAAAGGGACCGACAGUUUUAAGCCAUGGGAUUCAAGACUCGAUGGACAAAAGGCUGAAAUGUCUUAUGGAAACGACAUGAAUUGUUCUGUAAGGCUUGACUCUGUCAGAUGCGACUCCUUCUCUGGUGCAGGUAACUCUGUCAGGUUUGAUUCUGUAAGAAGCUCAUAUCAGACUGGGGCAGGACAUUCUGUGCGACUGGAUUCUGUGAGAAGCGAGUUUCUUACCGAGAGUUACAACCCAAUGUGCGAACCACAGAGCUUCAAUCCCAUGUCAGAACCUUCGCUUCGAGAGGGAGAUGGUUGGGCUGAUAAUCCAAGAACAGACUUGACGUUCAGAAAUUGCGACAGAAGUGAAGAGGCACCAACUUCUCUCCGUGAAGGUGGUGUAGGCGAUAGCGCUCAAGAUGAUGAUGACGAUGUGACGGAAUCGAAAAUCAGGGCGUUUUUAGAUGAGAAGGCUCUGGAGCUGAAGCGAUUGCAAACUCCACUCUUUGAGGAGCUUUACAACAUUUGGAAUACGAAUCAAACAGGGCCGUCAGAGAGCUUCAUUGCUCCAUUGAGUCCAUCUCCUGCCAGGCCUCCGAAGCAAUCACCGAGCAGUAAGUCUCCAAGUCAAAGGAGCAGCUUGAGUGGGCGCUCGAUCAAUUUGCGAAGCAGUAGAGAUAGCGAACAAAGCGUUGGUUCGGGCAGCCCAAGUGCAAAUGGGGCUCCCAGUGUUAACUUCUCUCCUCUUGUGGAAGUCCCUUCACCUAAGCUUAACGAAUGGAAGGGAUUACUUCAUGAUGCACAAUGUGGAAUACCUCCUCCUAGCCCCAGCUUGAAUUCGUCCGAGCGCCAGAGGUUAUGGAAGGAGGAGCUCCAAGCCGAGCUGGAAAUGAAGCGAGAGGAGAAGCGGAAGCUAACACGCCAAGCUAGCACACUUACAAACUCCACGUCCUCGCCCAACAAAGACAAAUCUUUGCAACGCUAUGGAAGCCGCCUAGCUUGCGCUCCACCAAUCCCGAAAUGAGUAUAUAAAACAGUAGAAUAGAAGCUCCAACUAGCCUUUCCUCCAAUUAUUGGGUGGGAAAACUACGUACUCUGAUUCCAUGUAUGAAAUGAAAAUUCAUUGUUUUGCCAGCUGGGUCAAGCACGGGUCACACUCAUCAGUGACCGAGCGUGAGAUUUGUUAUUCAGAGUUUCUAUGCUGAGCUCUGCCCCCUUCCCCACAAACACCAGCCCCCACCCCGUACCAACAAAAUUCCUCCAUGCUAACUCGCUUGCUCCAUCGGAGGUAAAGCACCUUUGCGUGUCUACUGUUAGCAUAUUCAAAGCUUGAUCCAAUCUUUUGCAGAGUAAAGCAAAAGGAUUUCUCGGAGGAAGAAAGGUACAUCCUCACACACUGAAAGUGCCAGGGGCUGUGCUCCCCCAAAAUAGAUUUCAUGACACAUUUGCUGCUUCCAAUUUUUUCCUGUUAAAACUGAGUCGAGAGGAGAGGUGGUGUUAGUCCCUACAGCAGAGUAGUGCUCCAAAGUCGUUGCUCAAGGAAAGAAGUACAUAUAUGACCUUCCUAGAGUUCAGUAUGUCGGCCAAGAAGUUUGAGUGUAAAUAAAGAUGU